This is a messenger RNA of Caretta caretta (loggerhead turtle), 4682 nucleotides long. Lineage: Eukaryota; Metazoa; Chordata; Testudines; Cheloniidae. The record is from RefSeq and is a predicted model, not a curated record.
UUUGAUCUUUAUAGAGGCAGUCUAAAAGUGACUUAUGCAUAUCUCUCCUAAAAAAGUGAGAAAGUAAUUGUAUAUUUUAAAGAGAUUAUAGUUGUAGGUAAGAAGCUGAAUAGUCUCUAAUUUUAGAACUACUUUGAUAAUGGCAUAAUAUAUACACUUUUUUUAUCUUAAUGUAUGUGUUUAUAGACAUUUACCAAACAUGCUGGUAAUCUCUAGAUCUGAGUGCUGUCUCUCCUCUUGUAAUCAUUGUGUCGUGGGACUCCGAAGUCCUAAUAAUGUAAAACAGUAUUUUAAAAUUAUACUUAACCUUAGAUAUGCCAAAUGUUUUUGUUGUUUUGAGGCAUAAGGCAUGCAUUCAUAAUAGUUAAACUUAAAAGUUAUUUAAUGUAGCAUUUACUGUGUGGCACAGUUAUACUGAAGAGAGAAUUUUUUUGUUAAUGUGAUAGGUUUUAUGAUCUUUUUUUUUUUAUACUGAAGUUCUAUGCUACAUCUUAGUAAGUUACACUUUAGUUAGGUGGAAAGAAACUCUGUGUAUUUGGUCUUCAUUUUAACAAAAUCCUCAGAAAAUUUCUAAAACUCUUACUGUUGUUGACUGUAUCACUUCCAUUAUGUUGACAUAAUGUGCAUAUGUACCUUUAUGGUGUGUGUCCUUUUUGCUCUAAUACAUAUUAAUAGGGAUGUCAAGUGAUUAAAACAAAAUAAUUGCACGAUUAAAAAAAAUUAAUCACACGAUUAAACGCAUGUUAAACAGCAAUAGAAUACCAUUUAUUUAAAUAUUUUUGGAUGUUUUCUACAUUUUCUAAUAUAUUGAUUUCGACUGCAACACAGAAUGCAAAGUGUACAAUGCUCACUUUAUAUAUUUAUUACAAAUAUUUGCACUGUAAAAAACAAAAUAAAUAGAAUUUUUCAGUUCACCUCAUACAAGUACUAUAGUGUAAUCUCUUUGUAAUGGAAGUUGAACUUAGAAAUGUAGAAUUAUGUACAAAAAAUAAAUGCAUUGAGAAAUAAAACAAUGUAAAACUUUAAAACCUACAAGUCCACUCAGUCCUACUUCAGCCAAUCGCUCAGACAAACAAGUUUGGUUACAAUUUUCAGGAGGUAAUGCUGCCCACAUCUUGUUUACAAUGUCACCUAAAAGUGAAAACAGACGUUCACAUGGCACUGUUGUAGCCGACAUUGCAAGAUAUUUAUGUGCCAGAUGCCCUGAAGAUUCAUAUGUGCCUUAAUGCUUCAACCACCAUUCCAGAAGGCAUGUGUCCAUGCUGAUGACGGAUUCCGUUCAAUAACGAUCCAAAGCAGAGCGAACUGACGCAUGUUCAUUUUCAUCAUCUGAGUCAAAUGCUACCAGCAGAAGGUUGAUUUUCUUUUCUGGUGGUUAGGGUUCUGUAGUUUCCUCAUCGGGAUGUUGCUCUUUUAAGACAUCUGAAAGCAUGCUUCACACCUCUCCCCUCUCAGAUUUUGGAAGGCACUUCAGAUUCUUAAACCUUGGGUCGAGUGCUAUAUCUAUCCUUAGAAAUCUCACAUUGGUACCUUCUUUGCGUUUUGUGAAAUCUGCAGUGAAAGUGUUCUUAAAACGAACAUGUCUUGAGUCAUCAUCCGAGACUGCUAUAACAUGAAAUAUAUGGCAGAAUGUGGGUAAAACAGAACAGGAGACAUACAGUUCUCCCCCAAGGAGUUCAGUCACAAAUUUAAUUAAUGUAUUUUUUUUUUUAACAAGCAUCAUCAGCAUGGAAGCAUGUCCUCUGGAAUGGUGGCCAAAGUAUGAAGGGGCAUAUGGACGUUUAGCAUAUCUGGCACAUAAAUACCUUGUGUCAUAAAUAUAAAGGGAAGGGUAAACCCCUUUAAGAUCCCUCCUGGCCAGAGGAAAACUCCUCUCACCUGUAAAGGGAUAAGAAGCUAAAGGUAACCUCGCUGGCAACUGACCAAAAUGACCAAUGAGGAGACAAGAUACUUUCAAAAGCUGGGAGGAGGGAGAGAAACAAAGGGGUCUCUGUCUAUAUGCUGCAUUUGCUGGGGAUAGAACAGGAAUGGAGUCUUAGAACUUUUAGUAAGUAAUCUAGCUAGGUAUGCGUUAGAUUAUGAUUUCUUUAAAUGGCUGAGAAAAGAAUUGUGCUGAAUAGAAUGACUAUUUCUGUCUGUGUGUCUUUUUUGUAACUUAAGGUUUUGCCUAGAGGGAUUCUCUAUGUUUUGAAUCUAAUACCCUGUAAGGUACCUACGAUCCUGAUUUUACAGGGUGAUUCCUUUACUCCUAUUUAUUUCUAUUUCUAUUAAAAGUCUUCUUGUAAGAAAAUUGAAUGCUUUUUCAUUGUUCUCAGAUCCAAGGGUUUGGGUCUGUGGUCACCUAUGCCAAUUGUUGAGGAUUUUUACCAAACCUUUCCCAGGAAGUGGGGUGCAAGGGUUGGGAGGAUUUUGGGGGGAAAGACGUGUCCAAACUACGUUUCCCAGUAAACCCAGUUAGAGUUUGGUGGUGGCAGUGGUUAUUCCAAAGAUAAAAGUAAUUUGUACCUUGGGGAAGUUUUAACCUAAGCUGGUAAAAGUAAGCUUAGGAGGUUUUCAUGCAGGACCCCACAUCUGUACCCUAGAGUUCAGAGUGGGGGAGGAACCUUGACACCUUGCAAUGCCAGCCUCAAAAGUGCCAGGCUGUUCUCACUUUCAGGUGACACUGUAAAUAAGCCCUGGUCUACAGUAGGACUUUAGGUCGAAUUUAGCAGCGUUAAAUUGAUGUAAACCUACACCCGUCCACACGAUGAAGCCCUUUAUUUCGACUUAAGGGGCUCUUAAAAUCUGUUUCCGUACUCCACCCCUGACAAGUGGAUUAGCGCUUAAAUCGGCCUUGCCGGGUCGAAUUUGGGGUACUGUGGACACAUUUCGACGGUAUUGGGCUCCGGGACCUAUCCCAGAGUGCUCCAUUGUGACCGCUCUGUACAGCACUCUCAACUCAGAUGCACUGGCCAGGUAGACAGGAAAAGAACUGCGAACUUGUGAAUCUCAUUCCCUGUUUGGCCAGCGUGGCAAGCUGCAGGUGACCAUGCAGAGCUCAUCAGCAGAGGUGACCAUGAUGGAGUCCCAGAAUCGCAAAAGGGCUCCAGCAUGGACUGAAUGGGAGGUACGCGAUCUGAUCGCUGUAUGGGGAGAGGAAUCCGUGCUAUCAGAACUCCGUUCCAGUUUUCAAAAUGCCAAAACCUUUGUCAAAAUCUCCCAAAGCAUGAAGGACAGAAGCCAUAACAGGGAUCCGAAGCAGUGCCGUGUGAAACUUAAGGACCUGAGGCACGCCUACCAGAAAACCAGAUGGGCGAACGGCCGCUCCGGGUCAGAGCCCCAAACAUGCCGCUUCUAUGAUGAGCUGCAUGCCAUUUUAGGGGGUUCAGCCACCACUACCCUAGCCGUGUUGUUUGACUCCUUCAAUGGAGAUAGAGGCAACACGGAAGCAGGUUUUGGGGAUGAGGAAGAUGAGGAUGAUGAGGUUGUAGAUAGCUCACAGCAAGCAAGUGGAGAAACCGGUUUUCCCGACAGCCAGGAACUGUUUCUCACCCUGGACCUGGAGCCAGUACCCCCCAAAUCCACCCAAGGCUGCCUCCUGGACCCGGCAGGCGGAGAAGGGACCUCCGCUGCAUGUGUUUCAAUGAUCACAGGAUUUUCUCCUUCCCAGAGGCUAGUGAAGAUUAGAAAGAAAAAAAAAACGCACUCGUGAUGAAAUGUUCUCUGAGCUCGUGCUGUCCUCCCACACUGACAGAGCACAGACAAAUGCAUGGAGGCAAAUAAUGUCAGAGUGGAGGAAAGCACAAAAUGACUGGGAGGAGAGGUGGCGGGCUGAAGAGAGUAAGUGGCGGGCUGAAGACAGGGCUGAAGCUCAAAUGUGGCGGCAGCGUGAUGAGAGGAUGCAGGAUUCAAUGCUGAGGCUGCUGGAGGAUCAAACCAGUAUGCUCCAGUGUAUGGUUGAGCUGCAGCAAAGGUAGCUGGAGCACAGACUGCCACUACAGCCCCUGUGUAACCAAUCGCCCUCCUCCCCAAGUUCCAUAGCCUCCACACCCAGAUGCCCAAGAACGCGGUGGGGGGGCCACUGGCCAACCAGCCACUCCGCCACAGAGGAUUGCUCAAAAAAAAGAAGGCUGGCAUUCAAUAAAUUUUAAAGUUGUAAACUUUAAAAGUGCUGUGUGGCAUUUUCCUUCCCUCCUCACCACCCCUCCUGGGCUACCUUGGUAGUCAUCCCCCUAUUUGUGUGAUGAAUGAAUAAAGAAUGCAUGAAUGUGAAGCAACAAUGACUUUAUUGCCUCUGCAAGCAAUGAGUAAAGGGAGGAGGGGAGGGUGGUUAGCUUGCAGGGAAGUAGAGUGAACCAAGGGGUGGGGGGUUUCAUCAAGGAGAAACAAACAGAACUGUCAUACCAUAGCCUGGCCAGUCAUGAAACUGGUUUUCAAAGCUUCUCUGAUGCGUACUGCGCCCUCCUGUGCUCUUCUAGCCGCCCUGGUGUCUGGCUGCGCAUAACCAGCAGCCAGGCGAUUUGCCUCAACCUCCCACCCCGCCAUAAACGUCUCCCCCUUAUUCUCACAGAUAUUGUGGAGUACACAGCAAGCAGUAAUAACAGUGGGAAUAUUGGUUUCGCUGAGGUCUAAGCAAGUGAGUAAACUGCGCCAGCGUGCCUUUAAACGUCCAAAUGCACAUUCUACCACCAUUCUGCACUUGC